GUAAAUAACCUUGUUUUGGUAAAUACUUUCAAAACCAUACAGUAGAUAUUUUUUUUAACACUAUUGUGGUCAAAAAUUCUUUGUUUACUAAAAUAUAAAAAUAAAUAAAGAGAAAAUAUGGGAGUGUGGGGGAUUGAGAAAGACACGUAAUGCAAUGGUUAGCCAAUGAAUAGGAGACACAAAUGGCGGAUUACUCCCACCAAUCAGAAUAUUCAAGCGUAAAAAUUUGGUGCUGCGGUUGUUAAACGAACAGAUCAUGAAGAGAUUCGUCAUCGCUAUUUGUCGCUAUGCAGUAUCAAACAUUGAUGAAAAAGUAGAAACUGAAGAACCUUGACGAUCUUUAUCUGAAUCUCCUUCGUCAAUUUACUCUGUGUGUUUCUUCUUAAAUGGCGGCAAUACUGGCUUCUAAUAGCUGCUAUUGCCGUGAUGUGCAAUUGGUAAAUCAAGGAAGAACAGCUGAAAAUCUCAGCUUCUCAAGAGCUCUUUCUAUCCGGAAAUUGGAUCGCCAUGACUGUGCUUCACAUAAAACUGAAAGGUUUCGCAAAUUCCAUGUUAAGAUGCAGCAGACAGAAUCGCCCAUGAAAUUUGGUACCAACGGUCGACCUGUAAAGUUGGUUACAAAUGGUCAAACUGUGAAGUUGGGUGCCAAUGGUAAACCAGUAAAUUUGGACACCAAUGGUAAGCCUGUAAAGUUGGGUUCCAAUGGUAAACCAGUCACCAUGGUUUCCACCAGUGAACUUGUAAACAACAAGACUCCAUCCAAACAAACAUCAGGAUUAGUGAAUGGAUCACGAUCAGCACCAAUUGUUAAUGGAACAAGUCUUGUUAAGAGAGAGACCACUCCAGCACUAGUUAAGUCAGUAAAAGUUAAAGAACCCACAGGAUUUCCACCCUCUGAAGAAUUAAAGGUGUUGCCAUCAGAUGAAAGUUUCAGCUGGGCAAAUGAAAAUUAUAAUUCGGUGCAAAGAUCAAUAGAUGUUUGGUCUUUUGUUCUUUCUUUGCGUGUUCGUGUUCUAUUGGACAAUGCAAAAUGGGCAUAUCCUGGAGGCUUCACAGAAGAAAAACAGAAAAACAGAAGAAGAAAAACAGCUUCAUGGUUAAGAGAGAGUGUGCUUCAACUUGGCCCAACUUUUAUAAAACUCGGGCAGUUAUCUUCAACAAGAUCAGAUCUAUUUCCACGUGAAUUUGUCGAUGAGCUUGCUAAAUUACAGGACAGAGUACCAGCUUUCUCACCAGCAAAAGCGAAAGGUUUUAUUGAAAAAGAAUUGGGAGCUCCUGUUCAUAUAAUCUUUAAGGAGUUUGAAGAAAGACCAAUUGCAGCUGCUAGUCUUGGUCAGGUACAUCGUGCAAUAUUACAUAAUGGAGAGAAAGUGGUUGUUAAAGUUCAAAGACCUGGUUUGAAGAAACUUUUUGACAUAGAUUUAAAGAAUUUAAAGCUGGUGGCUGAGUAUUUUCAAAGGAGUGAAAGUCUUGGUGGUCCAACAAGAGACUGGAUAGGCAUCUAUGAUGAAUGUGCCAAGAUCUUGUAUGAGGAGAUUGAUUAUAUAAACGAAGGGAAAAAUGCUGAUAAAUUUCGUAGGGAUUUUCGUAAUGUUAAGUGGGUCCGAGUGCCUCAAGUAUUCUGGGAUUAUACUGCAACAAAGGUGCUAACUUUGGAGUAUGUACCAGGAAUUAAGAUUAAUAAUUUGGAUUUGAUAAAAGAAAGGGGUUACAGUCGAUCUCAAAUCUCUUCACAUGCCAUUGAAGCAUACUUGAUUCAGAUACUGAAAACUGGUUUCUUUCAUGCUGAUCCUCACCCUGGAAAUCUUGCAAUUGACUCAGAUGAAUCACUAAUCUACUAUGAUUUUGGCAUGAUGGGGGAGAUUAAAUCCUUCACUAGAGAAAGAUUGAUGGAUCUUUUUUAUGCAGUUUAUGAAAAAGAUGCAAAAAAGGUUAUGAACAGUUUGAUAAGUCUUGAAGCACUUCAACCUACUGGAGACAUGUCAUCAGUGAGAAGAUCUGUUCAGUUCUUUUUGGAUAAUUCUUUAAACCAGUCACCAGAUCAGCAAACAACUUUGGCUGCAAUAGGCGAGGAGUUAUUUUCCAUUGCCACAGAUCAACCUUUCCGGUUCCCAUCAAACUUCACAUUUGUGAUUAGGGCUUUUUCCACUCUUGAAGGAAUCGGCUACUCACUGGAUCCAGAUUUUUCAUUUGUCAAGAUUGCUGCACCUUAUGCACAGGAGCUAUUAGAUCUCAAACAACAGCGUAGUGGGACACAACUUGUACAAGAGAUACGAAAACAAGCGGAUGAUGCAAGAUCAUACACCAUGUCAAUGCCUUAUAGAGUUCAACGAAUCGAAGAGUUUGUAAAACAACUAGAAUCAGGAGACCUUAAACUUCGUGUCAGAGUUCUCGAGUCUGAGAGAGCAGCUAGGAAGGCAACAAUAUUGCAAAUGGGAACCCUGUAUACGGUUCUCGGGGGUACACUUGUAAAUAUUGGUCUCACAAUGACCACUCAAGGCAACCAACUUAUAGCAAAUGGGUCAUUUAUUGCUGCUGGUGUUUUUCUAGCAUUACUUAUUAGGUCAAUGCAAAGGGUGAAGAAGCUUGAUAAAUUUGAAAAGAUGAUUUAAAUUUAGGAACAUUAUUUAGGUUCCCAAUUUAAGUGCCUAAAUAGCAUUUUUUUCCAACACAUGUAUUAUUUGUAUACAUAGCUGUAUAGAAAAGAAAGUAAAGCUCAACUGCAAACGGAUACAAUAUAAAAGUCCCUUUACUUUUUUUUUUACCAAUAUAAAUGUAUUUAGUUUUACCCAAUAUAACUAUGUAAUUACAUUUCUUUACCCCACCAAUCAUAACAAUGUGUAACUCAUUGUAUCAGCAUACUUACAUUUCUUUACAUAUAAUAGCAACGUGCUCACAAUAGCAUUUCUUUAUUGAUAAUGAGAAUAAUGGUAGCCAAAAUGUAAAUACGUUGCUAUUAUGAGUAAAAAUUACCAGUAUAUUGCUAUUAUGGGUACAAAUAAAGUACAUUGAUAUAACUUUGUAAAACACUUUAACUACAUAUGCAAC
This is a messenger RNA of Lactuca saligna, 3048 nucleotides long. NCBI's taxonomy places the organism in Eukaryota, Viridiplantae, Streptophyta, Magnoliopsida, Asterales, Asteraceae. The record is from the annotation of a GenBank genome assembly.